UAGGAAAAUUUUAUUGUUUCCAGUUUUUAUUUUAAAUAAUUUCUGUAAAAAUAGAAAUUUAUGUCCAUAUUAAUUGCAACAGUCUCGUUUAGCUAAAUUCAAGCUUUUAUUGUUAGUGAUAUUUGUAUUUUUGUAAAAUGUUUCCAUCCUCCCAAAUGGAUCAGAAUAAAUUUUGUUGUGAUCGUUCAACAUGUCCUAAGAGACAGCAACGAAAAGAAGAAUCCUCCAUACAGUCAUCCUCGCUGGAAGGAAUAAAUAAGAAAGCCAAUAAAGAAACGCAAAUGUCGGCUAGCAUAACAUCGACAUCAUCGGAAAGAAAUGGCGAACCCGCGAAAACCUGCGAAAAGUCAUCCGAAGCUUAUUUUGACCGAAAUAACCAGAAUAUAAGCUGUUGUCAUAAUAAAUUUUGUCCCUCAAAUUCAUCUCAAACCAGUCAAACAGAAUCUCACAUGUGCUCCGUUAUGUUAAAAUGUCCUGCUCCUACUCCUACUCAACUUAAUAGGCCACUUUGCUGUGUUAAGUGCAUGCGCCCGCCUCAAUCUAUUUACAAUACCCUCACAACUUCAUCUCUGCCAGGAACAAGCAGACAAAAAUGUUCCUGCAAACAAUUGGAUAUAACAUCCUCAAGUUCUAGUAGCAUUACAUCUGAACAUUUCCCAGUGAAAUUAACUUUAAAAUCCAACUCUAUGGAAAAUCAAAUGCCUUUGCCCAAAAUGAGACAGCUAACACAACAAGUUAAACCAAUUUUUGUAACCUCCACAGCACCAAGACCGGAGCGAUUACCAUCACCAAACUCAACAAAUGAUAUGUCCUCUAAUUGUGAACAAUUCUAUUCAUGUAGUUCGGAAGAUUCUGAAAGUGAAAACACUUCUAAAGUUGGUAGUCUUAAUAAAUUGCCAGCGAAAGUGCAACGAUCUCGUAAACGUUGUAAAACGAAUAAGAAUUGUGUUAUUUUAGAGCUGUUGCAUGAAGUAGUGCAUUUGAUCAAUAAAGAUAGUGUCAAGACGCCCUCAAGUUUAGAUGAUAAAAAUAGCAAAAUGACAAUACAAGAAUCGGAAAUUAAAAUAGAGGGCAAACCGAAAGAUUUAAAACCUCCAACUACAACUCAGUUUGCUCCAUUGACUUGGCCUCCUCCUUGUUUAUGUUGUGCUUAUGGCAUAGCUUUGGGACAAGGACAACCGUUUAAUAUGCCUACAAUACAACCCUACAACUUGAUGUCUCCUGCUGCAACUGCAUCACAAAUACCACAACCAUUUGUUUACGAAGAAACUGAUUGCAGUUUUAAGGAUUGUUCUAGCGGUAACAAAAGUUUAAUAGCCGACAAAAUUCCGGAUAACCUAUGUUGUAUAUGUUCCAAUAUCACUGAUAUUUGUCCCAAACAUGGACCUGUAAUCAAAAUGCUUAAAAAAGAAGAUUUCCCAAGUUCGUGCAAAGCUAUCUGCAGUAGUCCUAUUGUAGAACAACAAUGUCCUAUUGUUAAACCAGAGAUUAAAGACAAACUCGAUUCCUCAGAUGAAGAUAUAGGUGAGGAUCCCCCACAAGAUUCCACAUUAAAUGUAAAACGCGAGUUUGUAGAUGAUGAUGAGGAAUCACGUUGGGAAGGAAAGCCGGAUAUAGUUUUAACACCCAAAGAACUCGAGGAAGACGUCGAUGAAGAGUUACAUCCUCGUUAUGUGGAUAAAAUGUGUAUAGAUUCUCCCGAUAACAAUGAACCAAAUCCCGACUGUUUGUUAAUAUACGAUGAUGAAGAACCCCAGCAAGCAGAGGAUAUUAUAGAUGUCGAUGAAGAAAUACAGCCCAUUUUUGUGGAGCAAAAUCCCUUUGAAAACUAUGAACCAAGUCCCGAUUGUUUGAUGGAAUAUGAUGAUGAAGAUCCCAGUUGGACCGAUAUAACUAAUACUGUUUUAGAAAAUUCUGAGGUUAACGAUUUGCAAACUAUUGCAGACCAUGUAAGCAAUACAGAGAUCAUGGUAGCGGAUGAGCCCGUCAAACUAGAAAAUGCAACACUCGACAAUAACCCUAGUGGUGAACUUGACAAAUCAUCUCAUCAUACAAUUGAUGAUGCUAACGAAACACUGCAAGUUACUGAAACUGAAAGAUCCCCCUAUAUAGUUGAAACUUCUCCAACAACCGGGCGAAAUGUCUACAACUUUUUGCCUGAAAUCGAUAAAGCUGUUGUAGGCGUCAACAAACAAAUUAUUAGAUAUAAUGAAUCUGAGGAAGAGUUUGAUUCUUAUUACCGUGAAGAGGAAAGCGAGUUACUUAGUGAAGAGGAAUACGAAUUGGCCAAAGAAAAAAGAGCUGAAAGUCGUAAAAAGAAAAAACUUGAAGAUGAUGAUGUAACUAGUACAGCUUUGGCCACAAUAAAACAGCUUGAGGGUGAGGGUUCUCCCGAAGAAAUGAAAUUUUUCAUUGAUUCGCUUAUAAUGGAUUUUGAAGCCAUGGAGUAUGCACGGCGUAAAUCACAAUUCGAAAAGAACAUUUGUAAGUCCAAGUCAGGACUGUGUGCCCGUAAUAGUUUUCCGGUUACCAUUACUGAUGUCACAGAUCUCGGUGCCAAUUCAUUGUAUGUCAAGUGGUCUAUCCACGACUGCUGUGGCAUUGGAGGUUAUGAGAUUUACACUGACGGAUAUUUAACCAAUCGUUAUUACAAUAGUAGACACGAAGCUGCUGUCAUCACCCAGGUCGAUGUGACUUUGCCUCACAAAGUUGCUCUGGUGGCACAACCUACUGCCGAUGACGAGAGCCUAGAAUUAAUGUGCAACCUUACGACAGCUAAAAAUAAACCCAAAUGUUUACCCUGGAAAACAGAUGUAGAGAAGGAGCAAAAAUCAUAUGCAGCCUUAUGGACACCCAGUAUAUUUUUAUAUAAUCCUAACACAUGCAGAGCAACUGUAGAGCCGCCCAUAAUGAGAGACAAUUUUUAAAGGAACAACAAGCUUAUGAAGAGAAAUACCAAUGAAACAAUUUAAGAAAUUUUUUUUUGUAAUUUUCCCAAAAUGAAGUAGAUAUUCUACUCAGAAACAAUAUUAUUUUGUAAGUAAUGCUAGUCAAAGUCAAAAUGAAUGGCAAAUCAAGUGGAACACCAAGAGGACGGACAAUAUACAAACAUACACACACACACUUACCCUAGACAUAUACUACACAUACUGCUUACAUACAUCUUAUCAAGAAUGCAUGUAAUAAUCAAAGUAUGUAAUCAGAAAAUCAUUACAACAAUCAUUAUAAACUUAGUAUCUUGUAGGACAAAUUUGGGUUCUAUGAUUUUGUUAGUUUCAAAACAAUCCCAACUUUUGUUUAAAAACAAACUUUAUUUUGUAAAAUAUUUACUGUAUUUAUUAAAUGAAUUUAUAUACAUAUAUUCAACAUAUUAAGAAUUCUAUUGUCUACCAUUUUAAUGAUCUAAACAAUUGCAUGUCUUCUACUAUGUAAAGUUGUGUUUUAUUUUGAAAUUUUUCUUCAAAAUUUUUUUUGUUUUAAAAUAACAAAAGAGUUCAUGUACAAACAAACAAAAAAAAUUAUUGAAUUGCAAAUAAACAAAAAUAUAUUUAUGAAAAAGUGCCUUAAAAACAAAUUUGUUAUUUUCAAUUAUUUUUGAAAAUUUAAGUAAAAAAGAAACUCGAAAUAUUUUAAUUUUAUUUUUUUUUUGUAAUAUUUACCUAAUAUUUUAUGUUUAAUUUUGGAUUUUAGUUGAUCUACUUUUUUACAUUAGUUUGAAAUUAUUUUGUGUUUAAUUUAUUUUAAUUUAGAAUUCUUUUAUUUUCAUUUAUUGUAGUAAUUUUCUUUUUGUAAAUAUUUCAUCUUUGUUUUUGACAAAAUUCAUACAAACUCAUUUAAAAUUUGCAAAUGAAAAGCAAACAAUUUAUACAUGAUAAUUUUCAAAUAUCAAUGACGAAUUGCUAAAACGUUUUUUUAUAUACAUACAUUUAAGCAUUUUUGUAAUAUUAGAAAAAAAAAACAAAAAAUUUAAAAAAAAAAUGUUGCAUUGAAUACACAUUUAUUAAAAAAACCUACAUUUAAAAACAUUUUAAGUUGUGUUAAUUAAAAAAAAAAUUAUGAAAAACAAUGUUUAAUAAACAAGUUUUGACAAAAAAUAUUUAAACAA
Molecule: messenger RNA, 4105 nt
Organism: Calliphora vicina (urban bluebottle blowfly)
Lineage: Eukaryota; Metazoa; Arthropoda; Insecta; Diptera; Calliphoridae
Exons: 5
Coding region: 138-2927 (929 amino acids)
Source: RefSeq, a predicted model, not a curated record